Molecule: messenger RNA, 14055 nt
Organism: Nerophis lumbriciformis (worm pipefish)
Lineage: Eukaryota; Metazoa; Chordata; Actinopteri; Syngnathiformes; Syngnathidae
Source: RefSeq, a predicted model, not a curated record
AUGCUUGUUUUCAUGACGUCUGACUUUCAGGUAACGCCUCAUGUAUAUACUCAGAAGAUGUUGCAGUCUAGAAAACUGCGCCUGACAGAGGCAAAUGAAAUGCAUCCACCUCAACUUCUAGAACUACUUGACCCCGGCACAACCCAUCAAAAAAUGCCUUUGGUGGAUGUAGAGCAAUCACUUUUUCAGCCCCACCCUCCAGAGUUAGUCUUUCAAAACUUCACGCCUGCGCAGUCUUACAAGUUACCGCUGCAGCUGUUUAACAAUGAUAAGGUAUCGCGGCAUGUCAAGUUAGAGCAUCAGGAGUCUGCAUAUUUCCAAGUUGAAGGUCCAAAGGAGGCAAAGAGUAAAGUAGCAGCAGGACUGUCAGUGAGCUUCACAGUCAUCUUCACUCCUCAAGAGAGCAAGGACUACCACCACAAUCUAAGUUUUGUGACAGAGCGGGAGCAGUUUAAGGUGGCAAUCCGUGCCAUUGGACCAAGAGCCAGUUUGAACUUCCGUGAUGAGUUGCAUUUACCUGACUGCCUCGUGAAAGCCUCCACACAGAGAACUCAACUUGUACGCAACCUGGGAGACCGCGUAGCCAUCUUCAAGUUAUACACAAAGAGUCCUUUUUCAGUAACUCCUUCCUCUGGAACACUUGAUAUUGGCGAGAGCAUGCAAGUCACUGUGGCUUUCAGUCCAAUAACUCCAGGAGACCAUCAUCAGGAUCUGUUGCUACACUAUGAUACCGGUGAAGAUGUACACAUCAACCUACAUGGUUUCUGUGAAGAGCUGAAGCUUAAUCUUAUUCCUGAGCACCUUAACUUGGAAAAUACCUACAUCUCACUGUCCAACACACAUACGGUAUCCCUUACAAACAGUAGUGAUACCACUCUUAAAUACUUCUGGAAGACAUGGUCAAGCCAAUCAGAAGAGAACCAGAAUUGCUCAAUGCACGAGCAGCAGUUGCUUAUUCCCUGCCAGUCUGACCCCACAGCCAAUCAUCGAAUCGACAUUCUUUCUCUCUCACAAGGGUGCAUAACAAUAGAACCAGCGUUGGGAGAAAUAUGGCCAAAUACCACAGCACGUUUCACGAUUGUCUUCAAGCCUAGUGAAGCCAAACUAUACCAGGAAACCAUAUAUUGUGAUGUCACUGGCCAAAAAUCUUACAUGCCUCUGAAACUCAGCGGUGAGGGUUUGGGACCUGCGAUGCAGAUCAACUGCAACCUAAUGGAUAUGAAAAAAAUAUUCAUCGGUCACACUGUCUCUUAUGAGGUGCAGCUGUCCAACCAGGGACUGAUUGAUGCCCCUUUUGAAUUAUUAAGCCCCAGUACCACCUUUGGUCAAUUUUUCUCCUUCACUCCCACGAAAGGUGUUGUUUGCUCUGGGGCUUCCCAUUUGGUUAAAGUCACCUUCCAAAGUAACAUUUUGGGAACCUUUUCUGAGGGCUUACUUCUGAGUGUCACUGGACAGCCUCUACCACUUACUAUGACCUUCAGGGGCUGUGUCAUUGGUCCAACUUUUCACUUCAGUGUUUCGGAACUCAACUUUGGAGAUGUAGCAUUUGGUUUCCCUCAAACUGAAAUGUGCUCUCUCUUUAACACAUCCUUUGUCCCAAUGAACUUUUCCCUGCGUGUUGUGGGAGACGGCAUGGGGCCUCCGAGUGUGACCAGUGACCAACAAGUUUGUGAGCUGUGUAGGAACAACUGGCAAGGCAGUGCUGCUCAUGACAACAGUGCUAUGCCAAUUGAGUUCACUGUCAGUCCUGCUGUGGGUUCUGUUCGGGCAAUGGCAAAUGUCAGCAUCAAGGUGACACUAUGCUCCAACACAGUCAAAUAUUACAGAGUGGCUUUGGUGGUAGAUGUUGAUGGUGUUGGAAAAGAGGUAAUGGCUCUGCCCAUUAUUGCAAGGUGUGUUGUUCCAGAUGUCAUGGUGGACACUCCAGAGGUGGACUUCCAGAAGUGUUUCCUAAACUACCCUUACGAAAAAAUGAUACACCUAACGAACCAAAGCUCCCUGCCCGUCUGCUAUGGCAUGCUGGAGCAGGAAUAUGAGGAUAGUCCUUCAAUUAUAUUUGGAAGUUCUUUAUCAAGGGGAGUGAUUCUUCCUCACAGCUCAGCAGACCUCCCUGUGUUUCUUCUGGUGAAGGAUGUUGGAAAGCAGCAUAUCACGCUGUACAUUGCUUUAUUUGGUAGCAUUCACCCACCACUGGAGGUUGUCUUGUCAUGCAUUGGGCGUGGUCCUAUAGUUCACGUUCGGUGUCCGAGUCAACAACUUGAAUUUGGCAAAAUACCUGUCUUAACAGAUAUUGCUAAAGACCUUCCCCUAUCCAACCAGUCGCCUAUUCCGGCAUUCUUCACGGCACGCAUGUGCCAAGGAAAGUCUCCUUGGCGUGUUGAACCCAAUGAAGGGGAAGUGCCACCACAAGGCCAACUGGAGCUAAAGGUUGUGGCUAAUCUGAAAGAUACUGUGUUGUUUCAAGACAAACUUGAGAUUUCCAUCCAAGGCAGUCAAACGCACACUGUUGCCCUGUCUGCAACUGGCACAGGAACCACAAUCGUCAGUGAUAAACCCUUACAUCCAAAUCUUGACCUUGGCACAUACUUUAGCCAUGGAUCAUGCGACUUCCACUUCAAGGUGACAAACUACGGCCAAAGAGUACAUCGACUUUACUGGAAGACAGUGGGUUCAUCUCGUCGGAGUCGCCUGCCCCGCAUCUCAACUGAAAAAAGGAAAGAUUGUGUAAGUUGUCUUCCUUGGGCGGCAUCAAAUAACAACAGGCCAUUAUUCAGCAUCAGCCCAACACGUAUGGAACUUUUCCCUGGUGACUCAGUUGACAUGCUUCUGAAAGGAUCCUCAAACACCCCAAAGAUUGUGAGAGAACAUCUUGUUUGCUGUGGCAUUUUGGGUCAUCAGGGCUUUAAAGAGCAUAUCUUUACUGUGGAACUGACAUGUCAGUUUGUGGCACCCGUGAUCACCAUGUCUUCCCAGAAGCUGAAUUUCUACAUAGAAAAGCUUCCAGGAGAAAAUCUUACCCAGCUAUAUGAAGAACUGGUUUUAAAGAAUGUGUCAUCUCUGUCUCUAUCCAUGGAGCUUUUUCUUGCUUUUCCUUUCUCUCUGUGUGAUGAACGGGGGGUCCACAGUACUGCUAACAGUAAGACAUUGGCAUUAGGUCAAGGUGAAGAGACUCACUUGUGGAUAUGCUUUGACCCAACAAGAUUCCAUGGUCAAUUGUCUCAAGUUGUGGAUAAGACCCUCACCAUGCGCUACAUAGGGCACCCACAACAAGACAAGGUGGAACUGCAUGCUGAAGUUCACUUUCCCAAUUUACAUUUUUCUUCAACCACAGUGGACUUCGGCAGUGUGCUCAAUUCCACGGAAAAUCACCAGGAAGUCACAAUGACAAAUUGUUCCCCAUUGCCAGUAUUUUACCACUGGGCCUGCUUGGUGGAUCAUACACACUGUGUCAUCAGAUGCGUCCUGGACGCCUCCCUGGAGAGGUGCUCUGACACGCCCCACCGGCGGGAGGCACCGGGAACGACCCAGGACACUCUGGAGAUUCUCUCGGCUGGCUUGGAAAAGAUUUUUGAUGUCUUGCCGAUGCAUGGCCAUUUGAAACCUGGCGAGCAGCAGCUGGUCACAUUCAUUUUCCAUGGCCAGGACUUUGUUAGUCGAGAGGUAAUCGCACAGUGUCAAGUGGAGCAUGGACCUAUAUAUGACAUUAAACUUAGAGGAGAAGCCUCAGAGAUCAGCUUCAGUGUGGAUUCAACCACUGUUGACUUUGGUCUGCAGCGUUUUGACUGUAUUGGGGAGUCAACAGUGAUUGUGAGGAAUACCGGAAAGGUUGGCUUUAAAUUCAGUAUUGAAAGGCUUCAAAAUGAAAUGACCGCAGUAGUCGAUGAUAAGCAAGAUGCAAUGUUGAAAUCUGAGAACGAGCAGAAACUGGACAGCGAGCAGAAUGAGAAGAUUCGACCUGGUAAACCACUUGUAAUACCUCCUACGGGUUACAUUGAAGCUGGCAUGAUUCAUUGUUUGCGCAUUCUCUACCUCCCUGGCAUCCCUGAGAGGUUUGAAAAGCAGUUCCAGCUAGUUGUGGCUCACUUACCACCACAGGUCAUCACACUCACCGGCGAAGGAGUGUUCCCAAAGAUAUCCCUGAAUUUACCUCGAAGCCUGGCAAAGGAGAGUUACAGCGGUGUGUUUGAGCGGUCCAAAAUAGCUGUCGAAAUGGAGGCUACCGUUUCUGUCCUUCCUCAGUAUGAACAGUUGCUUUUUUUUGAAAUUGAGAAAAUGCUGGUCACCGAAAAUGCCUUGGCUGUGAGCAAGAGCCUUGUGGAAAUGGGAAACGCCCAAAUUUCCAACAGAAAAUGGAGUAAACUCAUCAAAUUUGUUCUCCCUGAGUAUGUUCUGGAUUUCGGUUAUGUUGUUCCAAGCAAAGUCCUUAAACAAAUUGUACAGAUUACCAAUAAUGGGCCACUACCUGUUUCCUUCCAUGCCAACUCCAAAGUUAUUGCAGGUUUUAAGGUGGAAUUUGGUAGCAUAAGAAACCUUUCCUGUGGUGAGACAGAGAAUUUCACCGUUGAAUUUGAUCCCCAAAAAGGCAACCUGCCAUUGGGUAUCAGAAGUGCUCUCAUUCCAAUUCAGAUAAUAGGUGGUCCAUCGGUGGAGGUGCGUCUUUGUGCAGUGGUGACUGUGCCAUCAAUCUCCGUUUCCUCAGAAACACUCCAGUUUGACUCUGUUCGCUGUGGAUUCUGUAAGAUUCAGACAAUGCAGCUAUUUAAUCAUGAAUCUGUACCCUGCCAAUGGAGCAUAGUAGAGGAUGUGAAGCCCGUAAAGGUCGAUAAAUUCCUCCCCCUCCAUCAGCGCAGCAAAUACCUGCAGCAGCACCGACCACCACCCGUGAUGUUUGAGAUGACUCCUUCUUCGGGCCUAUUGAACCCCGGUGACCAGGUCAACGUCCAGAUCAAGUUCAGUCCUACUGAGGGGUGUCUUUACAAGCGACAUUUAAUAAUUACUGUAGUUGAAGGCACACAGCCUGUUGUCAUCACAGCCCUGGGACAGGGUGAAGAACCGGAACUGGACUUUUGUCCACCAGAGUUGACAAUGGGCCCUUGUCUGCCAUUCAGUAUGGAGAUUGAAGCAGAGGUUAUCGUUAAAAACCCUUGCCCCUAUCCCAUUGAGUUCUACUCUCUAGAGUAUGACACGCAAUACCUGAAGGAAGAAAAGAUCCUGAAUCUUAUGGAUGGAUAUGACGCUAACGAUGUACUGCUGCUACCUCCAAGGGAUGCCGGAGAGAGUCUUCCCGUAGAACUUAUGGACUUCUACAAAGAUCACUGCUCGCGGCUAAAAGUCAUUUCAGAUAUCUUGAAAGCUCAAGCCACUGGGAGUCUGGGAACUUUGGAGAUAAACCCUCUAUCCAGUGCAAUUUCCCGUUACAUGGAUGUUGACCUGUCACCUAAAGGUCUAGCUGCUCUGAACUGCAGAGGCAUUGCUAUUAUAAUAUAUGGAGCCCCACUGACAGAUCAAAGAAAAGUAGCGACUCCCCUGGCAAAUCACUAUGGAGCGGUGUGUCUCAGUAUGGAUGCGAUGCUUGCUGACUCACUGAUGCAUGGCACUUCUCUCGUUAGCCUGGCAGGACGACAGCUGUUUAACCGUGCUGCGACUGAGUAUGCUCAGAAGCUGGAAGAGGCUGGUGUGGACAAUAUUCCUUGCAAACCUCAUACAAUGGAAUCACUAAAAGGGGGCAUACUGAACGUAAUGGAUAAGGCCACACUCAGUAGUAUCCUGCCUGAACUGCUCCUGGUAGAGAUCCUGUCAGAGAGGUUUCAGUUAGAUGACUGCUACUGUGGCAUUGUAAUUUAUGGUCUCGAGUGCGUCUACACCAAAUCAGUGGCACACUCUCUAGAAGUUAUUCUCAAGGCCCUGAGUAACCGCAAACACAUUUAUGCAAUCAACUUAUAUGACACAUACUACGCCCUGAGAUCUCGGAGGAGGGCACAAAGAAAAGCAGAAGAGGCUUAUCUGAAGGAAAAAGAACGACAAGAAGAGGAAUGGAUGCAGAACAUGGAUGAGGAGGAAUAUGAAGCUUUGCCAGAGGAGGAGAAAGAGCGCAUUAUUGAACGACAGAAACAAAAGAAACUCAUAGUUCUUGAGCAAAUAAAAAAAAUGCAGAUAGACAAACAACAACAGGAGGAAGAUAUGAAGAAACAGAAAAUUGAUGAGACCAAAAAAAAGAGCAAGAAAGGUGGAGCUAAGGAGGGCAAACAAGCUUCACGAAAGAAGGGCUCCAUAGAGACUAAGCAGCCAACAAAUAAGCUGCACGGUAUGUUCAGCGCAUAUGAAAAGAUCCAAACCCAGGUAGAACACAUUCUCCAGCAUUGGGACCGCGUCAAUGCCGUGCUGAGAGUCCCAAUUCCAGGUCAGGAGCCUCCAGUCCAAGAAGAGCCCCCUGAGAAGCAGGCACCUACGUCAAAGAAGAGCAAAAAAUCCAGUAGCAAGAUCCCUUCGCCACUGGACCAAAACCUUAAAGCAGAAAAGGCAGUUGAGAAACCAAAAAUUAUCCCCCACAUCGUUUUGAAACUUACAGGACAAGACUAUCCAGAUAUAUAUGAAUUGCUCAAAAUGGAAGCCUUGCCUCCACUAAAUGAGGUCCUGGAUGAACUGGGUUUGGGCACGGGUGCUCUUUCUGUCCCUCCUCCUAUUACAUUAUCAGUGAUUCAUUUACCCAAAAGUAGGGAGCGAGUCAAGAGACAACUGAACUGUAAUUGUUUCACCUUUUUGAGUAUUUCUGCAGGAGAUGACCAAGAUGAGAGAAAAGAGGAAGACGAUGAAGAUGUACCAAUAAAGGCACCAAAGGGUCGCAGAGCAGGUUCAAAAUUGAAUGCACUGAAAGAUAAAAAGGGCAGAGAGAGUCAGAAGAGUGCAAAACGGCCCGCAGCUCUUCCAAAAGUCAAAGGUUUGGAACUUGCAUCUUCCAUAACUGACUUCAGUGAACAGGAUCCCCACACUGCAAGUGUGGAGCAGAAACGCAACCAGAGCCUCACAACAUUUCGCUGGGUUGUACCAGCUCAGGGUCAAGUGGUGUUGAAAAUAUGGUUUUACUCCAGCUCUCCUGGAAAUUUUGAACAGAUGUUCAACUUUGAGCUCCUUGGAACUCACAAAACAUACCAACUCUUCUGCAAAGGAAUUUGCACUUAUCCUUCAUUCUGCAAAGACUACAAGGUUCUUUUUCCCUAUUGUCGAGAGGUGCCAAAAUUUAGCCAAGGAAUUAAGAGGACCUAUGUUGUCAAUCCUGGAUACUAUGAGUUUGGCCCAUUACUCUGUAGCAAGACCAGAGACAGAUACAAGGAUAGUCGGUACCCAGAGAACACAGAAAGAAUGGUGAUCAAAAACGAUUCCGGACUGGAGGCUGAGAUUCAGUUUUACUUCCAAAAUGACACUCAGGCUAUCACAUACAUGCUAGAUCCUCCCAACAUGACACUUCAACCUGACCAUGAACAGGAGUUGACUGUCUGGGCUUACCCAACAACUCCAGGAGAAAUCAAGGACAACAUUGUGUGCUGUGUCAAAGACAAUCCGGAGGUUUUCACAAUUGCUCUCUCGUGUUUGGGAGUGCGACCAGAGCUGGAGCUAGAAAGCAAGCGCCUAAAUUUCAACAGGGUUUUACUUCAUAGGCAGGAGAGUCGUAGUGUGAAACUCCACAACAGGACCCCUCUUUCAAUAUCUUGGAGGCUUCAUGGCUUAGAUGAACUCGGAGACGAGUUCAGUGUAUCUCAGGACCACAGUGUUAUCUUUCCUAAUUCCUCCCUUCUCCUGACAAUGCACUUUAUGGCCAAAAAACCAUUAAAUAUUAAAAAGCAAUUACGCCUUGAGGUGUCAGAUGCAGAAAACAUUUUGGGUGUUUUAUACACUGACAAAAUACAGGUUUCUGCGGAAGCCUUCGAUAUAGCAAUGGACAUCACACCAGUUGCAGAUGCUUGUCUGGACUUUGGAACUAUAAAAGUCUUUGAAGAGGUCGAACGUACCAUCAAACUGAAAAAUCAAGGAAAAUACGAAUUCAUAUACAAGAUUUUAGUGGGAGACAAAAACCCCAACUUAAUCUCAGCCUUCACAAUGUCUCCCUCAACUGGCACCUUAAUUCCUCGCAAAAAGUACACAUCGAUUCAGAUUGUCUGCAGACCCAAGAAGGAAGUCUCCAUCAUUGACAAGCCUGUCCUCUCCUGUCAAGUGAUUGAACCCACCAUUGGGGAAGGAGGGCAUAUCGUAGCCAUUUUACCUAUCAAUGUUUCGGUCCAGUCGGUCUUCUCCAGGUACACAAUCUCACCUUCAUGUGAUAUCAACUUUGGUCCUCUGGUCUAUGGCUCUAAGAAAUCUCAGAACUUCAUAAUUGAGAACAAUGGAAUAUUUGAGACUUAUUACACCAUCUCCUGUGUCGGCAUCGACAUUUGUCCACGAAUAAAGCAGGGGUAGGUAGCUGGAAAGAAAACUGCUCGGGAAAGUGCUUCAGAUAAAUCUCAUGCAACCGGAACCAAAAUGAGGAGUGAGUCCUUCCAGAAAGAUUCAAUCGCACAGAAUCGACUCAGUACAGGGGUGUUUGGAGUGUUCCCUUGCACAGGAACAAUGCAGCCUCGGACUCGGCAGUCAGUGACAGUUGAGUGUGUAGCUGAACAGUUAGGUAGCUGGAGCCAAAAUUUGCUUAUCGACAUCAGUGGCCGUGACCCCUCAGAUCACCCUGAAGGCAUACCAUACAAACUGAUAGCAGAAGUCUGUAGACCAGGCAUUGUAUUGGACAUGACCUCUAUCUUUGAGGAGCAUCAUUUGUGUCCAAGUAGCAGGCAGCUAUCAUCGGAACCAUAUUUCAGUGUUGAACAAGUUUUUGUCCUGGACGAGAACAAGUUUAUUUUCAACAAAGUUCUUGUGGGGCGAACUUCUCAGGCUCGCUUAAAGCUCACCAACAACAGCAAGGUGCCUUACACGCUCAACUUGGGCAUCAGAUAUGUUGGCACAAAGAUGUCCGGUAAUGUGGAUGUUUUUGAGUUGUCUUCGCCAACACUGUUCGUUCCCGGCCAGUCCCACGCAUUCACUACUUUGAGCUUCACACCAAUUACGAUGCAUGUCUACAAUGCUGUGUUUGAAGCCACGUUUGAUAAAAGCAGCAGAAUAACAACAAACCUAAAGAGCAAGGUCCUGGAGUUUGACAUAAGUGGUGAAGGCUGUCUGCCAGUUGUGUCAGUGGUACGUCCGGCCAACAAAUCAAGUCCAGGCUUACACUUCAGACGGACAUUGAUAGGACGUACCAAAACCUUACCGUUGGUGCUUUUAAAUGAUGGCAACGUGCCAGCUCAGGUCCAGAUCGACAUGACGGAUAAACAUAGCGUUUUAACGCUUAGCGCUGACCCAAGCAGCAAAUGUGUAGCUAUUGACUUCUCUCAAUUUGAGGACCCCCUUGACUGUGAUUGCGGGUUAGUCCACAGAGCAUCCCUGAAACUUGAUGUUAAUCAGAAAGUUGAAUUUGGGGUCACAUUCUCCUCCUAUGUACCCGUGAAGAUCGAUGACAAGAUUUCACUUCAAGUAAAGGGCAGCCAGUAUAGCAAUGCUACAAUACAAGUAACUGGAGAGGCUUACCACCAACUUGUCAGCCUUGAAAACAUUAGAAAACCACCACCGGAAAUGAAUCCAAACUAUGAGGAGGAAGAUUAUACCGACAUGCUUUGUUUUGGUCACUGCUAUAUAGCAUGUCCUGUCAAAGAAAGUUUCACUAUGACAAAUCACAGCAGCAGCAACCAGGUAGUGAGGUUUGAGUGGCCCUCUGAGGACGCCAAUCUCGCCUUUUCACCACAGGUAGGACACCUCCAUGCAGGCUGCUCCAAGGAAGUAACUGUCACCUUCUGUGCCAAAGCACGAGUGGUUUUAACGAAACAGCAAAUCACAUGCAAGAUCUGUCAGGUAACAUUCCAGCUUCCAUUGGAUCAGGUUCCUGACUGGGAUGACCAAAAGAAGAUAUCACAGGCUUCAGGGACACAGCCACAACAAACUGGAAAGAAUAAGAAAUCGCAUGCUGAGCCAGGAUCCUCUGUGGUUAAAGGCUCAGACUGGGAUUUGCAUUUACGCGUCAGCGUAGUUUGCGACCUUGUGAAGUUCACCUGCAAAACAGAAACUAUCCGAUUCAAAGACACCUUAGCCUACCAAAGCAGCACUCAUGAAAUGCAGAUACUUAAUGAUGGUACAGUGAAACUGGAAUUUUCCUGGGAAGUUUUGUUAGACCCAAACAGCAAAUCGGUCAGCCAAAACCAAGAAGGUGGCACGUCAUCAGGCGACUUCAUAGAAGAUUACCCUCGCAGCAGCCCGACUGUUGACAGAUCUCUUCCGACAGGAACCUCCAAUAGGCAACGUAUUACAGUGGAGCCGAGUGUUGGGACAAUUUUUCCAGGUGCUGUGCAAAAUUUCUGUGUUUGCUUUUCACCUUUGGAGGCAGGCCAGUUUCAAGGCAAAUUGAACUGCAGUAUACCCAAUUUACGUGCUGGGACUCGGGCCCCCUCUAUCUCGUUUUAUGGGCGCAGCAUAUUGCCUCAUUGCCACUUUGACCUCGAAGACUCUGACUAUGUCAGCGGAAGCCGACGCAACCCUAUGUUCAGGACUUAUUUGGAACCCAGCAUCAGAGUGAUUGAAUGUAAAACUCUUGGCCUCUUUACUCCUGCAAAAAGGUGUUUUACUGUGUUGAACCCAACCACUGAACCAUACUCAUUUCAAUGGAAGUGUGAAGACACUGGUAACAGUCCAUUUAGCUGUCUCACUCCAUUUGGGACAAUUCGGCCUGGAGAGAGGUCAGAGAUGUGCUUUAAAUAUGUGGCUGAGAAUGUGAACGAUGUGGAGUCGUUCUGGAGCUUUGUGAUUGAGACGCUGUCUGUGUCUGUCUCCUUCCUUUGUGUUGGCUCCACGAGAGAACCGCAAAUCUACUUUGACAAACCUCACGUUGAUUUUGGCGAACAACUUAUUGGUAAUAAAGUUUCAAAAACAGUGGAUUUAGUGAAUGGAGAGGAGGAGCCCUUUCACUUCACUGUUUUACAGCCAUCUUUACACUGUGAUGACCAAGAGUCUAGCCUCGUUUUUCAGCCGAUGUCCGGCACAGUGGCAGCCAAAGAUAGGUUGCCCUUGUCAGUGUCCUUCAGCCCUUGCCGACAAGGUUAUGUGAGCUUCAAAUUAACCCUGAGGGUCAAGAGGAAAUCAAAGCCACUCAUCCUCACUUGCAAAGCACAUUGUUUCACAAUUACUGCAUCUGUUCAAGUGGAAAAUCCAGAUGGGGGCCUAAGAGCACUAUGUCCUGACAGCAACUCAAAUAUUUUGAACUUUGGAAAGGUGGGCAUUUCAGAGCAAGCUACGUUUAAUAUCCUGGUGACCAAUACAGGAAGGCACAGCAUGGAAGCAAAUUUUGAACUGGAAGGUCCAAUUGAGCUUCUUCAACAACUGUUAACGAAACCAAAAAAUGCAACAAUAGCUGUUGGGGAGAAGCUGCAAUCAGCACUCUUCUUUUCUCCACGGAGCAGUUGCACCCUCAAAGAUGUCAGACUGUUGAUAAAGGUAAAUAAAGGCCCAUUGUUUAGCAUUUCCAUCGGAGGCAGUGGUGUGGCACCAGAACUUGAAUUCUCUUUCAAAAAGUACAACUUUGGCAAGAACUUUGUGUAUUGUCCUGGCAUGGUGCCAGCAUCCCACAUUCUCAUGUUAAAAAAUAGAGGCAACAGGGACAUCAGUGUCAAGUGUGAAUCCAGAAAGUGCUCAUUCCUGGAAAUUGGAUUCCAACCUGAUGUUUUGAGCCCUGGUGCUAUGGUGGAAGUUCCCAUCACCUUUUAUCCUCGCGAGCCACGACGUUAUCACGAAAGCAUCAUCUUCUUAAUAAACAGCUGCAUCAAAGAACAGGUGGACAUUUGGGGACAAGGAAUUGAAUUGAAGUUGGGAGUAUUGGCUCCAAAGCAUCAAAAGGUGAAAGUUGGAAAUAUUUCACCGGGUCAGAGAGUGAUCAAACGGCUGCAACUCGUCAACCGCAGCAUUUUGGACGUUUCCUUCUCCUUGCAACUUGACACGAAAAAAACACAUAUGGAGACCAGGGAUUUGUCAUUCAGUCCAGCAACCGAGUUGUACGUCAAAGCUCUUCAAGGUUCAUGCAGUGUUGAGAUCCUGUUCACACCCCAUCAGCGUAUUCCUCCUUUUAUCGCUGAGCUGCAAGCUGUGAUUGACAGCUAUUUACAUCCCUUGCUGACCAUCCAGGGCUGCUGCCAGGGCGUAGCGGUGCGUCUAGAACAAGACCACCUUGGUUUUGGAGCAAUAGUUCAACACUGCCAGGCCAAAAAGAAAGUUGUCAUAAUUAACACUGGAGAACUAUGUGCCCGGUUUCACUGGAAAACUGAAGACUUUCCUCCAGAGUUGUCUAUCCAGCCAACUAAAGGCUCAAUCCAGCCAGGGACAGAGGUUCCCUUAGAAUUAACAUUUGCUCCUGUUCGCUUGAAUAAUGAUUCAAGAUAUGAAAACCUAACUUGCUGCAUUGAGGGCUCUUCACCAAUCACUCUCACUGUGACUGGCUCCUGCAUUGCAGCUGCUUCCAACAAAGAGAUUAUCAGUUUUUCCUGCCCAGUGCGUGGCUCCCACACUCAGACUCUGUCUGUUUUCAACCCCACAAACCAACGUUGCAGCAUACGACCAGUCAUCAAUGGCAAGCAUUGGAGAGCUGCACCAUCUGUGGUUCUUGAGCCUCUUCAAAGCAACACAUACGAAGUCACAUAUAGACCACUGACCAUGACAGUUGAUGGGAAGAAACACUUGGGGUCAGUAUUUUUCUCAUUUCCCAAUGGGGCUGGCAUGCUUUACUCGCUACAAGGAAGUGCUGACUCCCCUAAAGCCGAGAGCACAAUUGUACAUGAACUGCCUGCCAAGACACAUCACACACAGAUACUCCCUGUCACCAACUGGCUCUCAAAGCAAAAACGGUUCCUUGUUAUUAAGGAGUUUCUUAGACCUGAAAAUCCAGAUAUGACUGUAUCACUGAAGGGUCGCGAAUACAUUGAUGUCCCUGCUCUGUCAAAGAAAGACUACAAGAUUCAUUUUUACGUAUUCAGAGAGGGCCAGUACAAUGCAAAGGUGACAUUUCUUAAUGAGUCAUCGGGGGAGUACUUGUUCUACAUUAUUAACUUCAAGGUUACCAGCCCAGCCGACUUGUCCAAAGUAGAACUUGUAUCUAAUGUUCGCGAAAAGGCAUAUGCAACCAUAGAAGUGGAGAACCCGCUGAGCACGCCAAUCUGCCUCACUGUUGACUGUAAAUGCCCUGAAGUCAGUGCUCCAAGCCUGCACACUGUGCCUGGAAUGUCAAAGGGUGCGCUGACCUUCGACUACCAGCCACUCAGGGUCGGCGAGACGACCUCCCGACUGUCUCUUUUUUGUAGUGAACUCGGUUACUUCCACUAUGGGCUUCUUCUCCGAGCUCUACCUCAGCCACCAGAGAAGACCGUCCGAUUCAGCGCUUCUCUCGGAAGUAGCCACACGGUUCCUGUUAAGUUUCUCAACUUCUCCCACUUCAAAACUGAAUAUGCUUGCAAGAUUGACUGCCCAGCCUUCCUUGUGAACAAGACUGUGGCUGCCUUGCCAGGUAACCAGACUGGAUCUCAAGUCAGUGUGGAGGUUUGUUUUGAGCCUUAUCAGCUUGGAGAAGUGAAAGGCCAGCUCCAGCUUAGUUCUGGAAUUGGCGGGGAAUACAUCUUCCUGUUACACGGAGAAGGUCUGCCUGCUAAAACACAAGGCCCAUUCAACAUUAGGACUGGCCGGAGCAUCUCUAUCCCUUUCAAAAAUGUGUUCUUGCAGACUACUGUCUUUUCUUUCCAGGUGGACAACCCCUGUUUUACGGUCAAAGCAGCUGACACUAUCCUCUCUAAAAAAACACAGGCCAUCCAGGUGUACUUUGUGGCCCCUGAAGGAGGAUCACCAGGGCCAAGUAUUGGCAAACUGACCAUCUCUAACCAAUGCACAGAGGGACAGAGUAAAACCUCAUGGAUUUAUUACUUGAAAGGAAACCUGCUAGAGUUAUCCUAG